AUGGCAGCCACAUUGAGUGAUCUGCAGGGCUGGGAUGUGAUUAGGAGGGAUAGCGAGGGGAGGAUUAUAUCGGAUGACAUGUUUUUGCGAAGAAGCAGGAGAAGAGUGCAGAAAGAAACAGGUGAAAGGGAGCACAUAUAUCUGCAGCGCAAAUCAGAUGGCGUGGAGUUCGGCUGCGGCAGCACUGUUAUAGUGGAAGAAAAAAGCAUCAAUUCCUUUUCUCUGUACAUGAUUCAUGAAAUACGACUUAACACAUUGAACCAUGUGGUUGAACUUUGGGCGUUUUCUUACUUGAGAUGGUUCGAGGUCAACCCUAGAGAGUUUUAUGCGUGCUUGAGUCCUGAAAUUGUCGAUGAAAACAGUUCUGAUGAUUUUUACAUCGAAAAGUUCAACACAGAGUGUAACAGGUCCGAAAUUUAUCUCACCGCUGAGCUUUCUGAAAUCAAAUUGAAAGAUUUCUUAGGAAAGGCUAAUAUCAUAGAUCAAGAACAAUAUCAACGCAAUGGAAAACUGGAAGAAAAUACAUUCGUAGUACGUUUGGCAUGCGAACCAGACGGAACCGCAUUUGCCAAUAUUGACAUACACUCAUAUGAAAAGAAAGUGACAUCAAUGUACCCUAAAGAAUCCGAAACUUAUCUCCAAGGUCUCACGGUAGCAGCUCAAAAAAGCAUGAAGAGUGUACGUCGUAAUGUCUCGAAAGUCGGAGAAGAACCAAAAGCCCUAAAAAAGGAUGCUCUUCCUGAAGAAACAAACAUAGACAGGGCCAGCAGUAAGUCACCUUUGCACGAUCGUACUUCUUCGGUGAUACGAGAAGAUUCGUUAGGUGAAGUGUCAUUGGAUUCAAACCGAACGAAAGCCCCAGAUGAAAAGUUACCUCCGGCGAAAGGGACAGUAGUAACGCAAUCGAGGCCAAUCGACACCAUCGAUAGAGAAAAAAUCGAGCUAAAUACUGUGCAAACGAAGGAUUCGGUUGAAUUGAAUGAAUCUCAAUCAUCAAAAAACGCUGGUGAAUACAGAAGUCCCUCCCCAAUAGAGACAACCUCCGAUUCCGAGCCUUCAGAAAGUGAUGACGAAGAAUUUCAAGAUGCGGCAGACGAUAUAGACUAUGUUGAGGGUGCAGCUAACUCUGGUUUAAUUGACGAAAAUUCUCAUGCGGAUGAGAAUGUUGAUGAUGAUAGCAUUGAAGAGGGACAAGGGGAAGAAGACGAAGACGAGGACGAGGAAGAUAAAGAGAUUGAACUUUACCGCGGAUCCGGAAAGAGAACUUCAAGUCGUCCUAAGGGGAGAACAAGAAAGGCUAGAAAAAUUUUGGACUCUACACCUGCCACUCCAAAGAAGCAGCAAACUCCCAUCACACCUGCAACAUUAAUCAAAAAGUAUACAAAAAAAAACGUUUCACGCGCUAAAAAAGCGUACACACCAUUUUCAAGAAGAUUCAAACGGCCACAGGAUAUACCUGAUCUGACCAAAUUGGCAGAAUUUAAUCAAGAUCGUAUCAAUAUGGACAUCGCUGCGAUUGAGAAUAAACUCAGAAGCCCCAAAAAACAGCAGACCGUAGAAACUAUCUUUUCAAGAGUUAAACAACAAUUGUAUACAUCGCAUGGAAAAGAUGAAAUAGUAAGAGCUGGUAAUUUCGAUGAUUAUUUGCCUGCAAGAGAAAACGAAUUUGCGUCCAUUUACUUAAGUCUUUACAGUGCCAUUGAAGCUGGUAGUGGGACAACUCUUUACAUUGCAGGAACGCCUGGAGUAGGAAAAACUCUUACCGUACGUGAGGUUGUAAAAGAGUUGCUGCAAUCUGCAGAACAGAACGAAUUGCCCAAUUUCCAAUAUGUCGAAAUAAAUGGUCUCAAAAUGAUAAAACCCAGCGAUAGUUAUGAAGUUCUGUGGAACAAAAUCUCUGGUGAGAGACUAACCUCUGGUGCUGCAAUGGAAUCACUUGAAUUCUACUUCAAUAAGGUACCAAAGAUGAAGAAAAGACCAAUACUUGUUCUUUUAGAUGAGCUAGACGCCCUGGUGACUAAAAGCCAAGAUGUGAUGUACAAUUUCUUCAAUUGGACCACUUAUCCAAAUGCCAAAUUGAUUGUGAUAGCGGUUGCUAAUACCAUGGAUUUGCCUGAAAGACAGCUGGGUAAUAAAGUGUCAUCUAGAAUCGGGUUUACGAGAAUCAUGUUCACAGGUUACAACCAUGAUGAAUUAAAAACUAUCAUUAAUUUGAGAUUGAAAGGCUUGAAUAACAGUUUUUUCUUCGUAGAUGUCAAAAACGGAAGCGCUCAUAUGAUUAUGGAUGAUGGCGAUGAACACAAUAUUGAUACUUCCGGCAUGAAAAAGGUGCGAUUAAAAAUAUCAGAGGAUGCCAUUGAAAUUGCCUCAAGGAAAAUUGCAAGUGUCAGCGGAGAUGCCAGAAGAGCAUUGAAAGCAUGUAAGAGAGCGGUAGAGAUUGCUGAACACGAUUAUAUGAAAACGCAUGGCUAUCAUUACGAUGGGCAAGCCUCUAAAGAUGCCGAGAAAGGAGAUCAGAAUGAUGAAGAAGAAACACAAACCGUCGAAAUAUCGCAUAUAAUGAAAGCCCUCAAUGAAACUGUCAAUUCUCCGACCAGUAUAUUUCUAAAAAGUCUAUCCUUCACGGGCAAAUUAUUUCUUUACGCGCUUUUAAACCUCGUAAGGAAAACAGGUGUCCAAGAACAGUCUUUGGGAGACGUUGUGGAUGAAAUCAAAUCAUCAAUCGAUGCCAACGGUAAGAAUAAAUAUGUUGUAGCGAUGCAUGAGGUGUUGUUCACAGGAGGAUCAGAUUUGACCGCAGAGCAGUUGAGAAUUAUAUCAUGGGACUACGUCAUAAAUCAGCUCAUUGAGGCCGGCAUUAUUAUUAAGCAAAAUUUGAAAAAUGAAAGAGUUAGUGCAGUUAAGUUCAGCGUGUCAACGGAGGACGUGAGAAGGGCCAUAGAGCAAGACAAAGUGCUGAAAACGCUAUAA
Lachancea fermentati is the source of this 2970-nucleotide messenger RNA. The record is from the annotation of a GenBank genome assembly. NCBI's taxonomy places the organism in Eukaryota, Fungi, Ascomycota, Saccharomycetes, Saccharomycetales, Saccharomycetaceae.